GGGAACUGUCUGUGUCCCUGCAGCUUUGAUGGCUGCCCGGAAGCGUGAAGGCUGGGAGAUCGCUGCUGGCAGCUGAGGCACCCUCUCUCCAGCGCUAUGGAUUGUCUUCCGAGCCUAGCCCGGCUCCUGCCCCGAGCUGUGGGGCUGCCGCAGCGAGCCCUGGGCGCGCUGGUGCCGGCCCGGCCCCCCGGAGCCCUCCCCAGUGCCUCCUCCCUCGGGGCCCGGGUCGGAGUGCCGCUCCCUGGAUACAGCCGAACCGGGCUGCCCCGGAGUACUCGGCUCUGGCAGCUUUGCGAGCCCCGACGCCCCAGCGUAUCAGGUGAAGUUCCUCGACUCAGUACUUCUGAUGCUUCCCAAGCCACCUUAGCUAGUGUAGCACCAGUGUUUACUGUGACAAAAUUUGACAAGGAAGGAAAUGUUUCUUCUUUUGAAAGAAAAAAAAUAGAAUUAUACCAGGAAUUGGGUCUUCAAGCCCGAGAUUUACGAUUUCAGCACUUAAUGAGUAUCACAACCAGGAACAAUAGGAUUAUCAUGAGAAUGGAGUAUUUGAAAGCUGUGAUAGCUCCAGAGUAUCUUCUGAUACUAGACUAUCGUAAUUUAAAUUGGGAACAGUGGCUAUUCCGGGAACUUCCUUCACAGCUGGCUGGAGAGGGCCAGCUUGUCACAUACUCCUUGCCCUUUGAGUUUAGGGCCAUAGAAGCUCUUCUGCAGUAUUGGAUCAACACCCUUCACGGGAAACUUAGCAUUUUGCAGCCUCUCAUCCUUGAGACUCUGGAGGCUUUAGUGGACCCCAAACAUUCAUCAGUGGACAGAAGCAAACUGCACAUCUUACUACAAAAUGGCAAAAGCUUAUCAGAAUUAGAAACGGAUAUUAAAGUUUUCAAAGAGUCAAUUUUGGAAAUACUAGAUGAAGAGGAAAUGAUGGAAGAACUCUGUCUAACCAAAUGGAGUGAUCCUGAAGUCUUUGAGAAGAGCAGUACUGGAAUUGAUCAUGCAGAAGAGAUGGAACUGCUUUUGGAAAACUAUUACAGAUUAGCUGAUGAUCUCUCCAACAAAGCUCGGGAGCUCAGGGUAUUGAUUGAUGACUCAGAAAGUAUUAUUUUCAUCAAUCUAGACAGCCAUCGUAAUGUGAUGAUGAGGUUGAACCUGCAGUUGACCAUGGGAACCUUCUCUCUUUCACUUUUUGGACUAAUGGGAGUUGCCUUUGGAAUGAAUUUGGAGUCCUCCCUUGAAGAGGACCAUAGAGUGUUUUGGCUGAUUACAGGAAUCAUGUUUAUGGGAAGUGGCCUCAUCUGGAGGCGCCUGCUUUCGUUCCUUGGUCGACAGCUAGAAGCUCCUUUACCUCCUAUGAUGCCCUCUUUACCUAAAAAGCCUCUCCAAGCAAGUGGAAGAACUGAGAUGAAAAAUAGUCUCAGGUCAGAUGGCCUUGGGUCAAGCAGAAGUAUCCUAACAAACCGAUAGGAACAGCAAGAAAUGGCUGAAAUCUUGUUUUUGGUGGUUGACAUAAGAAGCUUCUGACACUAUUUUAAUUUAUUAUCUUUUAAUAAAAAUUGAAGACUUGAAAAAUUAUUGUGGUUAAAAUAUAACCACUGAAUAUCAAUAUGCUAUGGCAAUCUUAAGACUGGGAUAUUAGUUCAUAAAGUCAGAAUUCAGAGUGCAGGAACAAAGUGACAUAGUCCUGCUUGUCGUCUUGUUUUAAGUGGCCAAAAUCUUGUUUUAACUACAUGUUCACAGAGCUGUUGUCAGCGGAGGGCUUUUCAUUGGUAUAUGGAAUGUAGGAGUGUUAUUUGGAGGUACGGAACAAAAAGGGCUGAAUUUGGCACAAAAGUAGACCAUUCACUAAAUUUAUUAUAUUUAGCUUUUACAUAAUACAUUCUAACAUGUUCAUAUACCAAAAUAGUGUAUGUCCAUGCUUGCACAUGCACAUUGUUGUGAAAUAGAGUAAUAUUAAUUUUUAGUAUAAUCAGGGGAUCAAAAUUGUAGCUUAAGUCUAGAAUCUUAAGAGUGGAGUAAUAGAAGAGUUUUGAAUAUAUACCAAGAAAGAGCAGAACUACAUGACAUUUCAAAGGUUUCAAGACAUUUCAUACUUUAUUACUGUAAUUAUUCUUGGAAUAUUUAAGUUCACACAUUAUUCAUGUAGUAGAAACCUUGAUUAACAGGAAUAGGUAGCAGUCUGGUUAACUCAGAGUUAACCAAAGAAACAUUUUUGUUUCGGCCUUUUUUGAGAAACUUUGCAAAAUGCAGUGGUCUACUUUUUUGCCUUAAAAGAGAAUAGGCUCGGGGCAGCUAGGUGACACAGUGGAUAGAGCACUGGCCCUGGAUUCAGGAGGACCUGGGUUCACUCAGACACUUGACACUUACUAGCUGUGUGACCCUGGGCAAGUCACUUAACCCCAGUUGCCUCACCAAAAAAAAAAGAGAGAGAGAGAAUAUGCUCAACAUAAUUGAAUUUUUAAGUUUAGGGUUUAUUUUGUAUAUACUUACAUGUACAUGUUGUCUCCCCUAAAGAACAUAAGGUCAUUGAAAAUAGGAAUUAUUUCCUCUGCAUUUGUAUCCCCAGGCCUAGCAGUGCCUGACAAAUAAUUGGUGCUUAAUGUAGGCUGACCCAAAAGGUUUAGUGCAAUUGUAAAUCUUAAUAGCUACUAUGGCUUAUAACUGCACUAAGACUUUUGGGACAUCCGGUAAAUGCUUGUUUGAUAGUUCUGGGGAAAAAAAUGAUUGUCUCUAUAUAAUACUCUAUAAGAUAGAGAUAAUUUGGGGGGGUGGGAAAUCUGUGCUAAGCCUAUGACAUUUAAGUACAUACUAUGUAUGUAUAGGGCACUAUGCUAGUCUAGACACUGGAGAUAUAAAGAUUAAAAAUGACAGCCCUAGCUCUCAAAAAGCAAUCUAGGGGCGGCUAGGUGGCGCAGUGGAUAAAGCACCGGCCCUGGAUUCAGGAGUACCUGAGUUCAAAUCCGGCCUCAGACACUUGACAUGUACUAGCUGUGUGACCCUGGGCAAGUCACUUAACCCCCAUUGCCCCACAAAAAAAAAGCAAUCUAAAAAUGUUCUUUUAAUAAUCUUACUCCUGGGGUGGGGGCGGGAGGGAGUGUAGAGAGAAUGGAGCAGGAUAACCAUUCUGCUUAGCUAAAGAUUCCUAGUAUUUAGGUUUCAAUUGAUCAGAUUUUUUUUUCUAGUGUUAGAGGGGUCAAACUCAAGGCAAAACUCCUGCGUGUACCAAAUGUAAUUGGGAAGUGUUUAAUACAUUAAAUAAAAAGACAGUUCGACAUAGAUAAUAUUAAUUUGUGGUUUUCUCUAAGUCAGUAUGCCAGGCCAGGGAUCCAUUUCUAUCUGAGCUCAGUACCAGUAUUCUAGUAUACCUUUUGUUGUUGUUGUUUGUUUUUUUUCUAGUGUAGAGCCCACAAAACAUGAUUUUACAUAACGAUGUUAUAGUAUUUAUGUGGUCUCUGGAAGUCAAGCCAUAGUGAGAACAAUAGUGGAAAGCACCUUGUAGUCAAUCCUGGCCCAGGCCUCACUGGCUCUGUGGCCAUAGCCAAGUCACGUGACCUCUCUGAGCUUCAGCUUCCUCAAAUGAAAAAUGGGAAUGAUGAUAACUUCCCUUCCUGCUUCAUGAGGAUUAAACGAAAUAUGUCAGAGUACUCUGAAAACAAAUGUCCUUCAUAAAUAUAAUGUCAUACAGUCAUGAAGAUGUAGCUCCCCAAUACAUGGUAGCCCGAAAGAACUACUGAAUGCUAACAAUAGUUACACUUUAGCCAACCAGUGUCAUCCCUGUUUUACCUACUUGCUAUCAAUUAUCCAGUCUUAUGUUUACUACCAUCUCCAUGCCAUGUACUCAUGGCUCAUUAAUGGAAGGAAAUCCUUUUAACACUUGGAGGAGUCCUUUGCACUUUUUAAAGAAAGUUAGAGACUCUAUAAUCCUUACAUAUGAGAAAACUGUGGCUCACAGAAGUAAAAUUGACUUGCCCAGGUUCAUUCCACAUCAGAGGCAAGACUAGAAUUGAGGCCUCUUAGCUCCAGAGCCAAUGUCCUUUCCAUCAUACCAUGUGAUCUCUUCCUUAAAAGUUAUUCUGGGGGUGGCUAGGUGGCGCAGUGGAUAAAGCACUGGCCCUGGAUUCAGGAGUACCUGAGUUCAAAUCUGGCCUCAGACACUUGACACUUACUAGCUGUGUGACCUUGGGCAAGUCACUUAACCCCCAUUGCCCCACCAAAAAAAAAAAGUUAUUCUGCACAAAAUUUAAGUGUAAGAACCUUGUAAUCCAAGAUGUGUCUCCAUGUUUGGAGAGGAGGUGGAAUUUUGUGGUUUAGGGAACUCACGGUGAGUCAACUUUCUCUACUGAUGUAGAUUUUAUGAAGGAAAAGAUCGGUAACGUAGGGAAAUGACAUUCUAUGUUACUAACAUCUAUAACUGCAUAAGCUGCCAUACUUCAGCUUGAUUCAACAGAUGAUUUGUAAAGUAGUCUGGAAAUCACAGUACCAUGAUUUAAGCCCAUCUUUAAGAUUAGCACAAAUGGAAGAUGCCACAGAUAGUGCCUAACAGUCCAGAACAGUUUUUGUACUAUGGCUUUUGUCCUAAAACAACAAAGCUGGAUAUCAUUGAGAGACCGUGGUGGUUACUGGGUCAUCUGGAAGCAGGCUAAGCUCUCUCUGGCUAAUCAAUUGGGGGAAAAAAGUCCUUCAAGGAGCCAAGAGAUUUGACAGGAAACAGUUGAGUUUGAGUUGAUGUUCUCAUUCUUAAAUAUACUAUUAGGAGGAAGGAACCUAUGGGGAAUUCUAAUGAGCCACUGAAUCUGCAGGAUAGAAAGGAUUUGUCUUAGGUGACCAGCAUGCAUACUUUGCCUUUGGAAUCAUGGAGAUUUCUAGAUGAGGGGAUAGCAAGGCUGAUUAACUCCUUCCCUUUACCCAGCCUCUUGUAGCAUUUGAGAAGUUUGGGGUUAAUUUGAACAUCUUCAAUACUUGAAUACUUUGAUUUCACAGGAUACUUUCCACUGGCAAACCUCAAAGCAUUUGGCAGGUUUGGUUUUUUUCUUUCCCUUUAGAUUUGGGAUUUCUUUCCUUUUUUAGCAAUGGGGUUAAGUGACUUGCCCAGGGUCACACAGCUAGUAAGUGUCUGAGGUCAGAUUUGAACUCACGUCCUUCCUGACUCCAAGGGCUGCCCCAAGACUUGGGAUUUCCCUAGAGUAGGGAACUCCUUCCUGGUAAGGAAACUCCCUCUACUACCACAGACUUGCAACUGUUUUUCAAUUCAUGAUCUUAAGAGAGUGGCCUGGGUGACAGAAAGGGGUGACUUGCUCAAGGUCACACAGCAGGGAUGCUGGUAGGAUGGUAGGAUUUUAGUCUGGGCCUUCCUGACUUCAAUACCAAUUCCCCUAUCUACUCUGCCAUGCUAUGUCUCUUUAGGUGUCUUUAUUCUCGUGAAAUAAGCAACAAGUGUACCAUGUUGUUAGCUGGAGGAAUUGGAGUCUAGAGAGUUGAAUUUAUCUAUCACAUAGCCAGACUCCUGUAACAGAAAUGGUGCAGAUCUCAGACCCUUGCUAGUUUUUUUCUAUUUGAUAAUUGAUUAUGUCUGUGACUCUUGAUUUUUUUUUAAGAGCUUUUUGCUGAUUCAUAUUCUCUAGGUAGGGAAAAUUUCAACUACCUCAUAAGAUUAAAGAGGCAGAUUAAUUUUUUAAAAACUUUUGGAGGUUUUCAGGUUAAGCUAUUUAUUUCAAAGUUCUCUAUUAGUCCACCUUGAAAAGUGUUUGGCAUGCCAUGAUUCAAGUUUCCUAGUAAUGAGCUCAUGCCAAAAAGUGAUACUCUUAAAAAUGAACUUCUAAAGCACAUUAAUUAGCCUCUCAACCUGAGAUGGUAGAAAGCCAAACAGUAAAUGUGAAAAAGGCAAGCAUUGUGAUUAACCCUGACAACAAGAAAUAUCAUGUACAUAUAUAACCUAUAUCAGAUUGCUUUCUGUCUUGGGGAGGAGGGAGGGAAGGGGGUGUUGGAGAAAAAUUCGGAACUAAAAAUCCUAUGAACAAAUUUUGAAAACUAU
Dromiciops gliroides (monito del monte) is the source of this 6025-nucleotide messenger RNA. RefSeq names its product magnesium transporter MRS2 (gene MRS2). Gene Ontology annotation, molecular function: magnesium ion transmembrane transporter activity. The record is from RefSeq and is a predicted model, not a curated record. The coding region runs from base 97 to 1461 and encodes 454 amino acids. Gene Ontology annotation, cellular component: mitochondrial inner membrane. The transcript has 11 exons. NCBI's taxonomy places the organism in Eukaryota, Metazoa, Chordata, Mammalia, Microbiotheria, Microbiotheriidae. Gene Ontology annotation, biological process: mitochondrial magnesium ion transmembrane transport.